GGCGGGGGUGCGGCGCGGCGCGGGGCGCAGCCAUGCUGCGCCGCUCGCUCUGGCUCUGCCUCUGCCUCUGCUCCUGCCCGGCCUGCGGGCUGCGCAUCCAUGAAUACUUGUAUUUCCAAGUGCUGAGCCCCGGAGACAUCCGCUACAUCUUCACCGCCACUCCGGCCAAGGACUUCGGGGGGGUGUUUAACACAAGGUACGACCAGAUCCACCUGGUCCCGGCAGAUCCGCCCGAAGCCUGCGGGGAGCUGAAUAAUGGGGUCUUCAUCCAAGACCAGAUCGCCCUGGUGGAGCGGGGGGGCUGCUCGUUCCUGUCGAAGACGCGCGUGAUCCAGGAGCACGGAGGACGGGCGGUGAUUAUUGCCGAUAACGCCUACGAUAACGACAGCUUCUAUAUCGAAAUGAUCCAGGACAGCACCAGGCGCACGGCGGACAUCCCCGCGCUCUUCCUGCUGGGCAGGGACGGGUACAUGAUCCGGCGCUCGCUGGAACAGCAUGGGCUCCCGUGGGCUGUCAUCUCCAUCCCCGUCAACGUCACCAGCAUCCCGACGUACGAAAUGAUGCAGCCGCCCUGGACCUUCUGGUAGCAGCGGAGGCCACGGAGCAUCGCGGACUUCUCGGUGGAUCCCAGGAGCUUGCCCCAGGGACCGGUUGUGAGGAAAGGGCCCCACGCGCUCCCAAAAUCCCACCACCCAGCCUUGCUGGAUGCAGCAACGGGAAGAUCUUCACGCUGCCGCUGGUGCCAGAUGGCAAACGUCAGCGCCGGCUGUGGGACCUGGACUGUGGCAUUGAACAACCUUUGCAGUGACUUUCUGGGAGGGAGGUGAUGGCCCAGAGCAGAGAGCCAGGCCAGCACUUCCCCGCGAAACGUUUUGGGACGCAUGCGAUGCCAGCCGUAGCUCGUGCUGCCGAUUUAGAGCGGUGCAGUAUUACGUGGACGCAGUCUCAGGGGGCUGGGAGGGAGAGCUAGUUCUGGGGUCAGUCUGUGCUAGCAGGGCUCACCCAACGUCUGUAUAUUUUUGUCUGAGCUAAUGAAGUCUAAACGGGUUUUA
This is a messenger RNA of Dromaius novaehollandiae (emu), 1052 nucleotides long. RefSeq names its product protease associated domain containing 1 (gene PRADC1). NCBI's taxonomy places the organism in Eukaryota, Metazoa, Chordata, Aves, Casuariiformes, Dromaiidae. The transcript has 5 exons. The record is from RefSeq and is a predicted model, not a curated record. Bases 33 to 587 code for a protein of 184 amino acids.